Molecule: messenger RNA, 2108 nt
Organism: Strigops habroptila (Kakapo)
Lineage: Eukaryota; Metazoa; Chordata; Aves; Psittaciformes; Psittacidae
Gene: CREBZF
Product: CREB/ATF bZIP transcription factor
Exons: 3
Coding region: 93-1040 (315 amino acids)
Source: RefSeq, a predicted model, not a curated record
CGUCAGGCACCGCGGCGGGAGCGCCGGGUCGGGGCCGCCGCUGCCGCCGCCGCUUUCCUCAGGCUCAGUCCUGUCCCGUCCCGCCCGCCGCCAUGCGCCACAGCCUCACCCAGCUGCUGGCGGCCUCCUCCGGCGGAGCGAGCCCCUCGGGCGCCGUCUGGCCGCUAUCCGGCGCGGGGCAGGCCCCGAGAGGGCGGGAUGGCGGCGGGGAAGGGGACCCGGGCCCCGCGCGGCCCAAACAACAGCAGCCGCCGCGGCGGGAGGAGAAGGAGCCGGAGGCGCCCGGCGGCCCGCUGGAGGUGUGGGAGCAAGAGGACUGGUUCCCGGGUUUGGAGCUGGGAGACCUACUGGAGGCGGCCCGGCCGGACUGGGACCUGGACGCGGAGCUGAGCGGCUGCUUCUGUGGGGAACCGGAGCCGCUGCCCCCGCCGGGCCCGGGUCAGCGGCCGGCGGCGGUCGGGCGGAGGAAUGGCGGGGCUGGGAGCCGGCUGAAGGCGGCGGCGGCGGCGCGGCUGAACCGGCUGAAGAAGAAGCAGUACGUGCUGGGGCUGGAGAGCCGCCUCCAGGGCCUGGCUGCUGAGAACCGGCAGCUGCGGGACCGCAACCGCGGCCUGAGCCGCCGCCUGCGAGAGCUGGAGCGGGAGAGCAGCUACCUGCGGGCCGUGCUGGCUAACCAGAGCGCCCUGGGGCAGCUCCUGAGCCGCUUAGCCGGGAUCCGCGCCGGCGGGCUGCAGCUCAGCACCAGCCUCUUCAGGGACACGGGCAGCCCGCGCCGCCAUCAUCACCACCUCCAGCCUGCCGGCGAGAGCAGCGACCACGACUACGCCCUGCCCAGCUCCAGGCCUGCCAGCCUGGAGGAGGCGGCGGUGGUGACGGAGACGGAGGAGGAGUGGGCAUCCCCCGGCGGGAUCUGCCUCCACGUGGACCGGGAUCAGGUGUCGGUGGAGUUCUGCUCCAUCUGUGCUCGGCGGGCAGCGGCCUCCUUCAAAAUUUUCUCUUUUAGGUGCUUGCCCUGCCAGGCUCCGUUGUGUAGGGGUUAAAGAACAGUCGUUUUCCACCUCGCAACCUGUGGAUUCAGCUGUGUUGGGGCAGAAGAGACGGGACCAGCUGCUGGCCACAUUUCCUGCUUUAUUUUAAAAGGUAGUAUAAGAAAUGAGAAUAAAGAGGUAACAGGGCUUUUGCUGUCUUUGGUUAAACACAAACAAACAGGUUGAAUGCUGGGAUCAUUUUCUGCCAUCCAAGAUGUGUUUUCUAUAAAAGGCAAUAUUCUGUCAAACAGGUUUUACUCCACUAUGUGCAGAAUUCCAUCUGGUCAGGGUGUACUGCCAGCACAGAAGAGACUUAGUGGGAUAUAUGUUCCCUUAUACCUCUGUGGUGGCGUCAGUGGGACUGUGCACUCAGUCCUGAAUUGUGUAACCCUGUUGUAAUGGAUGGGUUACACCAGUGCCACAAGAAUUGGAGUUACCCACUGAGACCCAAACUGAGUGAUAGGCAGAAGGGAUAUAAUGGAGCUCGAUUCAGCCUGGGCUCAGUCUGCCAAGCUCAGGCUUCAGGAACAUGCUUGGUUCUGGACUUUAACAUGCUUGAUGAAAAGAGAAAUGCUCAUGUAGCAAGUAUGGGAUGUUUCAGUGGCAUCUUUACAGUUACUUCAGCCUAGAAGUGGGGUUUAAGUGAACUGAAAUAUGCAUUCUUUCUUUCUGCAUCGCUGCUAAGCGGUAGGGGCCGUAGUUCUGGUCUCUGUUGUGAACCUGCACAUGGCUCACAGACGCUACACAUGUGCUGUGUCUGAGAGGAGCUGAUGAUCUGACAUGCAAAAUGGUGUAUACUGGUACAAGAGCAAGGGCAGGUCCCCAGGAAGUAAGUGGCUGCAGGCAUUUCUAGUGCCUACUGAAUCAUAUUUAUACCAAAUAGAGGGGAGGAAGUUAUUUGAAACUCUAACCGACUGUACUAUCUGUAUGGUGUGUUAUUAAUGUAGCUUUUUGAAGUGGAAGCCUUGAAAUGACAUAACUUAAUACUUGAAAAACAUAUUGUAAAUGUUUCUUUGUAAUUAUGUGCCAUCCAGAUAAGAAUACAAGCUCAUAAUAAAAUCAGACUUGUUGAUCUUUCAA